GCCUGAGCGAGGCCUAUUUUUAAUCAGAAACCAGCGCCCAGAGUGCCUGUGGAGAAGGCUCGGAUGGAGGGCUAGCCCGCCACUUGAGGAGUCCUCACAAAGUGGUGUGGAAGGACGGGCUUGUCCCAGGAGCCUUUCUUUGAGAUCUGUCGCCCCCUUCCAGGGAGGGUCGUUCUGGUUGCUGGGGGGAUUUUGGGUAAGGGUUGCCUGAGCCUGGGGAACUAUAUCUGAAACCCAUCGCUCGGCCUCCAAGCGGUGACUCCCAGGCCGCCACGCAUGAGCCCGGGCCAAACGGUGGCCUGGCCGCCCUCCUACAGGGAUCCUUCCAGGAGCUCUUUAGGGACCGGCGUGUGGCAGUGAGGAGCAAGGAGAUGAAUGUAGCAGCCAAGUACCGCCAGGCCUCCCUGUAUGUGGGCGACCUCCAUGCAGACGUCACCGAGGACCUUCUGUUCAGGAAGUUCAGCGCCGUGGGGCCCGUGCUGUCCAUCCGCAUCUGCAGGGACCUGGUCACCCGCCGCUCUCUGGGCUAUGCCUACGUGAACUUCCUGCAGCUGGCAGAUGCUCAGAAGGCCCUGGACACCAUGAACUUUGACCUGAUAAAGGGCAAAUCCAUCCGUCUCAUGUGGUCUCAACGUGACGCCUACUUAAGGAAAUCUGGAAUUGGGAACGUGUUCAUCAAGAAUCUGGACAAAUCCAUUGACAACAAAACCCUUUAUGAGCAUUUUUCAGCUUUUGGGAAGAUCUUAUCCUCCAAAGUGAUGAGUGAUGAUCAAGGCUCCCGGGGCUAUGCAUUUGUGCACUUUCAGAACCAGAUUGCGGCCGACAGGGCCAUCGAGGAGAUGAAUGGGGCGCUGCUUAAGGACUGCAGGCUGUUUGUUGGCAGAUUCAAAAGCCGCAAAGAUCGGGAAGCCGAGCUCCAAAACAAAGCCAAUGAAUUCACCAAUGUUUACGUCAAAAACUUCGGAGAUGACUUGGAUGAUGAGAAAUUGAAGGAAGUUUUCAGCAAAUAUGGCAAAACCCUAAGUGUUAAGGUGAUGACAGAUUCCAGUGGGAAAUCCAAAGGCUUUGGCUUUGUGAGUUUUGAUAGCCAUGAGGCUGCCAAAAAGGCUGUUGAAGAAAUGAAUGGAAAGGACAUAAACGGACAGCUGCUUUUUGUAGGCCGGGCACAAAAGAAAGCAGAGCGACAGGCUGAGUUAAAGCAAAUGUUUGAGCAGCUGAAACAGGAAAGAUUUCGUCGGUGCCAGGGGGCGAAGCUCUAUAUUAAGAACCUCGAUGAGACCAUUGAUGAUGAAAAACUUCGAAGGGAAUUUUCUUCAUUUGGAUCAAUUAGCAGAGUUAAGGUAAUGCAGGAAGAAGGGCGAAGCAAAGGAUUUGGCUUGAUCUGCUUCUCCUCUCCUGAGGAGGCCACGAAAGCAUUGACUGAGAUGAAUGGCCGCAUCUUGGGCUCCAAGCCUCUCAACAUCGCCCUGGCCCAGAGGCCCUAGGAGAGGAAAACUUACUGCACCAGCCAGUGUUUGCUGCAGGUUGGGUAGGGAAUGUUAGUGAUCUCUGCCUGAAUUGUCCUCAGUAAAUUUCAGAUCCCAGCUGAUGGCUUCUUAGUUUGGUAAACAUUGUGAUCAAAGGUUUUGUAUAUAAAGCUAUUUCAUUUUCUUCCGAGGAAAAAUAUUUGAACCUUAGAAGCCCAGUUCUUUUUACAGAAGCACACCAUUUAAUUACAAUAUUAUGUAUUUUUCUGAUUUUAAUGUAGUGUUCAGAGCAAAAGUAUAGUUAGAUAUAUUUUAUUGUAUUUUGA
This is a messenger RNA of Camelus dromedarius (Arabian camel), 1792 nucleotides long. RefSeq names its product poly(A) binding protein cytoplasmic 4 like (gene PABPC4L). Gene Ontology annotation, cellular component: cytosol; nucleus; ribonucleoprotein complex. The transcript has a single exon. Gene Ontology annotation, molecular function: mRNA 3'-UTR binding; poly(A) binding; poly(U) RNA binding. Lineage: Eukaryota; Metazoa; Chordata; Mammalia; Artiodactyla; Camelidae. The record is from RefSeq and is a predicted model, not a curated record. The coding region runs from base 372 to 1484 and encodes 370 amino acids.